Molecule: messenger RNA, 1661 nt
Organism: Medicago truncatula (barrel medic)
Lineage: Eukaryota; Viridiplantae; Streptophyta; Magnoliopsida; Fabales; Fabaceae
Product: probable xyloglucan galactosyltransferase GT17
Exons: 1
Coding region: 73-1455 (460 amino acids)
Molecular function (GO): glycosyltransferase activity
Source: RefSeq, a predicted model, not a curated record
CCUCUUCAAAAUCGUGCAUGCAAUCAUUCAUCUCCUACAUCUCUCUCCCUCCUUCUCUUUUUUUCCUUCUCAAUGUUUUUCAGAAAGUCAUCACCAACUCAACCUCUAAAUUCUCUACCAUGCACAACAAAAUCCCAAAGCUUCUCAAAAACCAAAGAAACUCACCAAUGGGUAAAAUUCACUCUCUUUAUUACUUUAUGCCUCUUCCUUCUUUACUUCAUGUACCCCACAACAAUAACCACCACAACUACCACCACCGACACCACCACCACCACCACAUGCGAUGGAUCAACUCCAUCAUUCUACAUUUACAAUCUCCCUCCACGUUUCAACCUUGACCUACUCAAAAACUGCGAAAAUCUCAACAUCUACACAAAUAUGUGCCCUCAUGUGAAGAACAAUGGCUUAGGUCAACCCCUCUCAAAAACAUCAUGGUACACAACACACCAAUUGUUAGCAGAAAUGAUUUUCCAUGCUAGGUUAGAAAAUCACGUGUGUCGCACGUGGGAUCCUAAUCAAGCAAUUUUAUUCUAUAUACCAUUCUAUGGUGGACUACACGCGUCAAGCAUGUUCCGCGAAGCGAAUCACACUCUCCGCGACUCCUUAGCCGUUGAUCUAAUCGACCACGUACUAAGUCUACCUUGGUGGAAUCGUCACAAUGGUAAGGAUCAUUUUAUUUCACUAGGAAGGACCGCAUGGGAUUUCAUGCGGUCAUCAAGUGGGUCCGAUUUUGGAGCCAACAUAUUAUUAAACCUACCACCUGUCAAAAACAUGUCGGUGCUAACAAUUGAAAGACAACCUUGGGAAGGUGAAAACCAAAACGGCAUACCUUACCCGUCGUAUUUUCAUCCAAAAACAAAAGAAGAAAUGCUUACGUGGCAGAAUAAAAUGAGACAAAACGACAGGCCGUUUUUGUUUUCAUUUAUUGGUGGGAAAAGAAAAGGGUUAGGAAAAGCAAAGAUUCGUGAUGAGUUGUUUAAACAAUGUAAUGAGUCAUCUCUUUGCAAGUUGGUUGAUUGUGGAGGUGGGAAUAGUAAAUGUCAUCAACCAAUGGAAGUACUUAGUGUUAUGAUGGAGUCACGUUUUUGUCUUCAAGCACCAGGUGAUUCUUUUACUAGAAGGUCAACUUUUGACUCUAUACUUGCUGGUUGUAUACCUGUAUUUUUCUCUCCACAUACGGCGUAUUCGCAAUACCAUUGGUAUUUGCCUAAGGAAAAAAAUACGUAUUCGGUGUAUAUUGAAGAGGGGGGUGUAGGGGAGAAGAGUAAUAUGAUUGAGGAGGUGUUAAUGGGAAUUAAGGGGGUGGAAGUUGAAAAAAUGCGUGAAGUUGUGAUUGGUUUGAUCCCUAGGGUUAGUUAUGCUCACCCAAAUGGGAGUGAUGUUGGGUUUAAUGAUGCUGUUGAUGUUGCACUUCAAGGACUUUUUUUUUUUGGUUACACUUCAAGGACUUGUUAAGCUUGUUCGAGAAAAUAUUGAGAUUUCAGAGAUUUAAUUUUCUUUUUGACACAAGAGUUUGAUUAGUUACUUGUGAUUAAUUAUAAUAACAAACUUUUUAGAUGCAAUAAGUUGCUUAUAUAUGAGUAUGUGAUGUAAUGUAAAUGGGUUGAUGCUUUGGUGGCAACAUUAUAUUAAUUAAUAAUACUUUUUCAUGUUUUAUUAUA